Caenorhabditis remanei is the source of this 1389-nucleotide messenger RNA. RefSeq lists its product as uncharacterized. The transcript is spliced from 13 exons. Gene Ontology annotation, molecular function: G protein-coupled receptor activity. The record is from RefSeq and is a predicted model, not a curated record. Gene Ontology annotation, biological process: G protein-coupled receptor signaling pathway. Bases 1 to 1389 code for a protein of 462 amino acids. Gene Ontology annotation, cellular component: membrane. NCBI's taxonomy places the organism in Eukaryota, Metazoa, Nematoda, Chromadorea, Rhabditida, Rhabditidae.
AUGGAUAGUUUGUUGUUAUCCUACAUGAUGAUAUCUCUUUUAACUUAUUUCGGUGUUGUUCAUUCAUCAUUCUAUAGGAGUAAUGUGACUUUAAGAUCUCUAUAUUUUACACUCGGAAUAAUCUGGGGAUUCUCAUUAACACUUGCGAUUCCACUGAGUCUCUAUCAAGCAGCCGUCAAUUCUCCCGGUCCGAUCGAAUGUGAUCUUCAUUAUUGUCUGAAAGUUGUCGAAUGGAUCACUUUUUCCUUCGCAUGUAUAUGUUUAUUAUUGAAUGUUCUGCUAACUGGAUUCGUUGUUAUUUCUCUAUACUGGCAUCAUUUCAAAGCCAAAAAAAACGGAAUCGAAGUUCCAGAAGUGACAAGUCGUGCUCGUGUCCGUCUAACAUUCACAUUCUUUGCACUGGUAAUUGUCUGUUUCGUUGAAUUAUUCCCGUUUGGAAUUCUCAUAGGAUUCGAUCAAAGCGGUCUCCAAAAGUGUGAGAGUUUUUAUCAAUCCGAUAAGUUGUUGAUUCAAGUUAUUGUUUCUUCUAUCGAGACUUUUUUGGGCUCAUUGGUAUUCGUGGCAGACCCGCUUAUCAAUAUAUGUUUUGAUAAAAAUAUAUUACAGACUGUGAAAUUGCAGGACAUUUCAAUUUCUCAUUCGAUUCGGUUAUGGAUGGGUUUCUAUAUUCCAUCUGUUAUUUGUUUUCUGGCAAUUUUGGUGGAUAUUUAUUGCCUUGUUAUCACUAUUUUUCUACUCCGAAGCUUGAACCAACAAACACGGAAAAGAUACGUAUUUGUUCUUGUUAGAUUAUCUUCUGCAAUUUUGGUUGCAAUUUGUAUUAUUCUGGUACAAUCUACUAAUGCACUGGAUGCUCCAUUUCAAGAUUCUUAUACUUAUUAUGCUAUAUUCUUUGUCGUUUAUGAUUUCAGUAUAUUCAGUUUAUUGGGAUCGUUCACCGGAGUUGCUGUAAUAACAUAUUUCGGUGUGAUGCGUCCAUUAUUCUACAGAGAUCGAUUGACUCCUAAAGUGAUGUAUUGGGCUGCAGCUGGAAUAUGUAUAGUUUCGGCUUGUAUUUCGAUCCCAAUCGGAUUGUUUCAAGCAGCAGAUUCUGCCGAUGGACCAAUAAGAUGUGAUAGUACGAGCUGUCAAGUAAUUGUCAAAUGGUUACUGUUCAGUAUUUCCUGUGUGAUUCUCAUCGGAGCCACUUCCACAUUAUUAUUCGUCACGAUUUCUCUCUACUGGCAUAAUUACAAAUCGAAGAAAAUGGGGAAUCUGACAUCAUCUGCAUCGGAUCACGGAAGAGCUCGUUUAGCAUGGACAACUGCCGUCUUGAUUAUUCUUUCAUGUGUCGAACUCAUUCCAACUGGAUUAUUGUUGGCUUACGGGAAGUGUGAUAUCCAUAUCUGA